Messenger RNA from Humulus lupulus (European hop), 3729 nucleotides. Its product is annotated as receptor protein kinase TMK1-like. Gene Ontology annotation, molecular function: ATP binding; protein kinase activity; protein binding. Lineage: Eukaryota; Viridiplantae; Streptophyta; Magnoliopsida; Rosales; Cannabaceae. The record is from RefSeq and is a predicted model, not a curated record. The coding region runs from base 390 to 3314 and encodes 974 amino acids. The transcript is spliced from 2 exons. Gene Ontology annotation, biological process: protein phosphorylation.
AAAUGAGCAGAACAAAAAGAGAAGAAAGCAAUCUGAGAGCUACUGAGAAAGUGAGCGAGAGAGAGAGAAAUUCUGUCACAUGGUGGAGUCCUACACUCUUAAUCUUACUACUACUCAGACUUUUAGGGUUCAUUCUCUCAAGCUAAUCUUCUUCUAGCAGUCUCAUCUUUCCCACCUCUGAACUCCCUUUUUUUUUUUCCCACUUGGGCUCUCCACAUUCUCCAUGAAACCUCCCAUUUUCUUCUCCUCAAGCUUUUUUUCUCUGUUUUCUGAAUCUUUCUUUUACUUCUCUUAAUGCAUUUUUGUGAUAGGAACAAGGUGGCAUAUCAUCAUUUUCCAUACAUUGAAGUGUUUUUGUAUUGUACGAGAAUCCUUAGUUGAAGGUAGCCAUGGAAGAAGAUGAUAAGCUUAGAAGGCUAAGCAUUCUUGUGGUUUUGUGUCUCUUGAGGGUGUGUUGUGGUGUCACAGACUCCAAUGAUGUUAAAAUUCUAAAUGAUUUCAGAAAAGGUUUAGAUAAUGCUGAGCUUCUCAAAUGGCCAGAUGAUGGAGAUGAUGACCCUUGUGGCCCUCCUUCAUGGCCUCAUGUGUUCUGUUUUGGGGAUAGAGUUUCUCAGAUUCAGGUUCAGAAUCUGGGUCUUGAGGGAACUCUGCCUAAGAAUUUUAACCAGCUCUCGAAACUAUCUAAUUUAGGCCUCCAAGGAAACAAGUUCAGAGGGGAAUUACCUAGUUUUAGUGGCUUAUCAGAUUUGGAAUUUGUUUACUUAGAUAACAAUGAAUUUGACACAAUCCCAUUUGAUUUCUUUUAUGGUCUUACCAAUAUUCGAGUCUUGGCUUUGGAUCACAAUCCUUUUAAUGCCACAACCGGAUGGUCUCUUCCUGAGGAUUUAGCAGAAUCAGUUCAAUUAAAUAAUCUUUCUUUAGUUGAGUGUAACUUGGUUGGUCCAGUUCCGGAUUUUCUAGCAACAUUGCCUUCCCUCAUGGUGCUGAAACUCUCAUACAACAGAUUGUCUGGUGAGAUUCCUAUAAGUUUUGGACAGACUUUGAUGCAGAUUUUGUGGUUGAAUGAUCAAGAUGGUGAGGGGAUGACUGGUCCAAUCGAUGUGAUAGCGUCCAUGACUUUGUUGAUACAAGUUUGGCUACAUGGGAACCGAUUCACAGGAAUGAUUCCGGAGAAUAUUGGUGACCUUUCUUCACUCAAGGAGCUCAACCUCAAUGGAAACAGGCUUGUUGGACCAAUUCCUCAAAGCUUGGCCAAUAUGGACCUCAACAGAUUAGACUUGAGCAAUAACCUGUUUGUUGGUCCCAUACCAAAGUUCAUGGCUGGUAACGUUUCUUAUGCUUCCAAUUUUUUUUGUCAACCUGAUCCUGAUCUUGAAUGUGCACCAGAAGUUACUGCACUUUUAGACUUUCUUCAUCAUGUAAAUUACCCUGACAUGCUUGUUUCUGAGUGGUCUGGUAAUGAUCCGUGCGCCGGUCCAUGGAUCGGUUUGAGUUGUAAUCCAGACUCCAAAGUUUCUAUUCUAAAUUUGCCUGGACGUAAGCUGAAUGGCACUCUUAGUCCUUCACUUGCCAACUUAACUUCUCUGAUCGAAAUUCGGCUUUCGGGAAGCCAUUUAAAUGGUACCAUUCCUGAGAAUUUAAUUGAAUUGGAGCAUUUGAGACUGUUGGAUUUAACUGGAAACAAUCUUGAGCCUCCACUGCCGAGCUUUCGAGAUAGUGUGAACCUCAUCAUAGAUGGAAAUUCUUUGUUUUUGCUUGCAAACCAGACAACUCCAGCUGCCAUACCUGUGGGAAGUCCAUUGCCUGGUCCAGCAUCAACACCUCCCUCCUCAUCUCCAUCAAGUGACUCAUUAUUACACUCUCCAACAUCUAAUACUCGACCAUCUCCAGCUUCUAUUUCUGAUGGAUCUAAUCCUGAUGAAGUAGAAUCGAAGCCGGAACAAUCUAAAAGAUCGAAACAAGUUACAACUGUGGUUGGAAUUUCUGGUGCCGCUACUUUUGUUGCUUUUAUGACUCUAUUUCUGUCUAUAUACUGUUUUAGGAAGAGGAAAGAAAGAUUAGAGGCUCCUAGUUCAAUUGUGAGUCAUCCUAGAGAUCCAUCUGAUCCAGACAAUAUGGUUAAGAUAGCAGUUUCACAUAACACUACUGGAAGCUUAUUCACUCCAACUGCAUCUAGUUCUAUCAGCAGCAGUGGCACUGACUCAAGGCAGAUUGAAGCUGGAAAUCUCCUUAUAUCGGUUCAGGUUCUUCGGAAGGCGACUAAGGAUUUUGCACCUGAAAAUGAGCUCGGCCGUGGUGGAUUUGGAACUGUUUACAAGGGGGAGCUGGAAGAUGGAACAAGAAUAGCUGUUAAAAGAAUGGAAGGUGGAUUAAGUAGCAACAAAGUACAUGAAGAGUUUGAUGCUGAAAUUGCUGUUCUAUCCAAGGUCAGACAUCGACAUUUGGUUUCUCUCUUGGGGUACACCAUUGAAGGCACUGAGAGGCUUCUUGUUUAUGAUUAUAUGCCUCAAGGAGCCCUUAGUAGACAUCUUUUCCAUUGGAAGAGCUUAUGUUUGGAACCUAUAUCUUGGAAAAGAAGACUCAUAAUUGCACUUGAUGUUGCUAGAGGAAUGGAGUAUCUACAUGGCUUAACCCACCAAACUUUCAUACACCGUGAUCUCAAAUCUUCCAACAUUCUUUUGGGGGAUGACUUCCGAGCCAAGGUUUCGGAUUUCGGAUUGGUCAAACUUGCUCCUAAUGGUGAAAAUUCUGUUGCAACUAAACUCGCUGGAACAUUUGGAUAUCUUGCACCUGAGUAUGCAGUUAUGGGGAAGAUCACUACCAAAGCUGAUGUGUUCAGCUUUGGAGUUGUGUUGAUGGAGCUUUUAACUGGCUUGAUGGCGCUAGACGAAGGGCGGUCAGAAGAAAGCCGGUACUUGGCCAAUUGGUUUUGGCAAAUAAAGUCAAGCAAGGAGAAGCUCAUGGCUGCUGUUGAUUCAACUCUUAAUAAUGCAGAUGAAGAAAGCAUCACCACAGUAGCUGAGCUUGCCGGACACUGCACUGCCAGGGAACCAAACCAUCGGCCUGACAUGGGCCACGUUGUGAAUGUGCUAUCUCCAUUGGUUGAGAAGUGGAUACCAGUUUAUGAUGAGUUAGAUAGUUGUUCUGGCAUUGAUUAUAGGCUACCGCUUCCCCAGCUGCUUAAGGCUUGGCAAGAAAUAGAAAGCAAUGAGGAUAAUAGCUAUUGCAAAAAUAAUCUCAAUGACAGCAAGGGGAGUAUUCCAGCCAGGCCUGUGGGGUUCGCAGACUCCUUGAGAUCAACUGAUGCUCGAUGAGUAAAAAAUGAUGCUAUGAAAGUUCCAUCAAUGGCUUUAUCUGGCAUAUUUCUACCCAAAAUUAUUAACUUAUACAAGAGAUACAUGUGCUUUCUAGGCCAUGAUGAUGAACAUUUAACAUUGGUUCUCACAUACAGUUUACAGUGCUCAAAAGGCCACUGUCGAUGUGAUUCUGAACUUUGUUUCAUUAUAUUUGAAAAUAUAUUGCUUGAGACACCAUUGUAGAUGGAGAAACUUCGUUCAAAUUGCUUGAGGUGUGGUUUAUCAUGUUUUUGUUACAUAGAGAAGACAGUUUUGUAAAGAAUCAAUAUUGAGAUGUUCUCAUUUAGAUAUUCUGUGUUACUCCUAUGAAAAUUCUGAUUAUAGUAUGUGAACUUACACUUUAUUUCUUUAUAUAUUUAUUUUUUUUAUGAAA